GAAGGUUUACUAGCCUGUAUGUAUCUAUAUUCAUUGUAGUUUCUAUAAUAUAUAUAAUUUUUUUAAGAAGUUUAAUUAUAUAGUAAUUAAGAGAUCUGUCUUUAAAAUUAUUUAAUAGUAUAUUAGAAAUUUAUUAAGAAUUAUUUUUUCUAUAAUAUACUGCGAAUUUCAUCAAUUUUUAUUUUAUUAUUUGAAAGAUGGCACUAACCAACAUUUUACUUCUUAGUCAAAUAUCUGGAUAUGUCGUAGCUCUUGUUUUAUCACUUUGUAUUAUUAUACCAAUGAGUUUACAUGAAGAUGAAUUUAGAGGACAUUGUCUAUUAUUUUCAACAGGAACUUGGCAAGAAUCAGAUGGUCAAUUUAUAGUAAAUUGGGCUUCACAAGCUUAUUGUAAUUAUACAAUAUUUGUUGGUUUGAUAUUAUUAUUAACAUCAGCAAUACAAAUUUAUCGACUUUCUUUACUUAUGUAUCGUGGAGAAGACAGCUCCUUUUUAUCUGCAUUCAUAGAUGUUGUUAGUUCAAUAUUUCUCACAACAAUAACUUUAAUUGCUGCAAUUAUUAUUACACUUGGAUUUAUGACUUGGUGUCAAUGUAUGACUAAAAGAUUUCCAUCUUGUGAAUUAGCAGCUGGGAAUGAUAUUGAUAAAGCUGAUGGUAUAGAUACAUCUGGUUUUCAUAUUGAAUUGGGUGCAGUUCAAUUUGGUACUUGGACGAGUUUAUCUAUUUGGGUUGGUCUAUCAGUGUUUGCAGUAUUAAAAUUAUUGCGAUAUCAUCAAUUAGAAAAUAUGAAAGUUUCAAUGUACAGAGAAAGACAAAGAUUAAUAGAGGCAGCUAGAAAUAAUGAAAUACAAGAAUCAACUUAAAAAUAUGAUUAUGUGACAUAUUUAAACUUUAAAAUAAUAUUUUAUUCUUACUUUUUAGAAAAAUAUUUAUAUUCAAUGAAAUUAAUUUUAAACGCACACUUUGUAAUUAAUAUGACUUAAUAUGAUUACUAGUCUAUUAAAAAAAAUUGAAAAAUUAUAUUUAUCAAAAUUAAGAAAUUAAGAAAUUAUAGUGUUGAAUUGAAUAUAAUUUGUGAUUAAAAGAAAUAAUUUAUUGUAUACAUUUUUAUCUUUAUACAUAUCAAGACUGUAUAAAACUACAAUUUAUAGUCUAUAACUAGUAUAGUUAUCUAACAUAGUAUUAGAAUUUAAAUUCAGUAUCUUUAAUUUAAAAUUAAUAUAUAUUUAAUUUAAAUAAUAUUAAUGAUAUAUAUUUAAUAUAAUAUUUUAUUAUAUUAGUGUAUAAUAUUUUUAUCUAAUUGUAUAUAAUAUGUCAGAACAAUAUAAAUUAUAAUAGUUAUACAUUUAUAAAAAAAAUAUAUUAAAAAAUAUAGCAUAAUGAUGUAAAUUGAUAUUAUGAUUAUAGAUAUUUGAAAUCACAUCUUAUGAAUAUGCAAAAUAAAAAUUUUAUGUUAUAAGCAAAUAUAAAUAUAAUAAUAACUCAUAAAUAUAAUAAUAAUAAUAUUUUGUAAAUAUGUUAAUACAUUAUUAUAUCAUUAUUAUAAAAGUAUAUCAAAAUUUAUUAUAUAAAAAAACUCAAAUGAAUAAAUAUCUUUUUAUAUAAAAAAUAAAAA
This is a messenger RNA of Apis cerana (Asiatic honeybee), 1615 nucleotides long. RefSeq names its product transmembrane protein 179. Lineage: Eukaryota; Metazoa; Arthropoda; Insecta; Hymenoptera; Apidae. The record is from RefSeq and is a predicted model, not a curated record.